Molecule: messenger RNA, 345 nt
Organism: Durotheca rogersii
Lineage: Eukaryota; Fungi; Ascomycota; Sordariomycetes; Xylariales; Xylariaceae
Exons: 1
Coding region: 109-309 (66 amino acids)
Source: RefSeq, a predicted model, not a curated record
UGACUGGGUUAUUACAUUAUUUAGAAGUCGUCGUGCCGCCGAUGAUGGAGCAUGUCAGUGGCUAAUUGAUUGAUAAAAAAAAAGCAUGGCUCAUACAGACACACAUAUAUGAUGUUUCUGUUCCUUAUAUUCCGUUAUCCUUUUUUUUUCUUCUUUCUUUCUGUAUCUUCACCUACGUUAUUUAUCUCGUCUUCGGUACAAGGACGUGAAUCAGUAGGUAGUAAAACUCUGAAGUCACUCUCUGCAUCUUGCUAUACUUAUCUGUAUAUACUAUAUUUUCACCUUCACGGUGCUGGCACACGGGGUUAGCGUAGAUGAGGAAUGACUUUAUGCAUAUAUAAUCUA